AUGUCAACACGAGAUACUCUUGAUAUCCAAACUCAUCUUCUUGAAGCCCGAGUGAACAUUUUCUCGGACAGUAUUUGUGAAAAAAUAUUUUCGCCUUUCGAUUUGUGGGACGGAAAAUCAUCGAUUUGUGCGAUGGGAAGUUCUGGAGAAGGAUCAUGCCAUGGCGAUGCAGGAGGACCAGUUAUUUGCGUGGAUUCUAAAAACGACCCAAUCCUGGUUGGAAUUCAAAAGAAGCGGCAAACUUGCGGUGGCCCCUUCCUCAUUACGAAAACGUCCUCUUAUGUCGAUUUCAUCAAAAACCUCAUUUCGGCGCGAGCUUUGACGAAAUGCGGCCCACCAGAGAGGUCAUUCGAUAUCGCCGAUAAUGUGAAGAUUGAAUGUCAGGGCGAGACCUGCCACUUGGGCUGUUACAUAACCCAUCAGAUACCUAAUCUGAAAAUGAUUACCUGCCAGACAAAUGAAGAAACAAACGAGCCAGAAUGGAAUCCACUACCUGAUGACGUGUCCCAAAUCAAAUGCCUGACUCCAAGUCGAAGAACUCAAUGCGGCCAUGUUGAAGAAUUCUUCGUUGUCGAAAAAGGCGUCGUUGUCGAAUGUUCCAAGUCAACUUGUCAAGUUUCGUGUGCGCAGAAAAACCAGAGUCCUUCUUCGGACGCGGUAAAAUGCUUGAACAGAGAACGCAAACUCUGGAAUUUACCAGCUGGCUUCACCUUAAAAUGCGAGUACCGCCCUCUUGCGUUCGACGACGUCCAGGAGGAAAUCAUGGCGCAUUAUAAUCGAAUUAAUCUCGACUUUGAUAACCUUGACGUCGUAGAAGCCUCAGUCGUCACUCAAGCACCUAAAACAACGACGACGUGUACCAAGAACAAGACCCCUGUCAGCACUACUAGAUUCAGACCAAAGAAAAGAGCCGGAAGAAAGAAGCAAAUCAAAAAAUACUUGACAAGCUUCACUAUCACCAAGAAAACAACAACGACUUCAACAACAACAACCACGACAUCAACAACCACAUCAACAACAACCACGACAACUACAACCACAACCACAACGACAAUAACAACGACAACAAAAACAUCAACUACAACAACGACAACAACAACAACCACGACUACAACAACAACAUCAACUACAACGACAACAACGACGACAACAACAAGAAUAGCAACGACAACGACACAAGAAAUACAGCCGCCGUCCAGAGGUCCAAACGCAAGCCUUAUCUCCUUCGACAAUUCCGGCAAAACAGUCGUUUAUAAUUUCGCGUCGGUCACGGAAAACCCUUUCAAACUUGCUCCACAAACAGUCGCUCCAACCACUGAAAGCUCUCCAACAACGCUAUCUCAAACAAAAACAACGCCAAAGCAACAUCGUUUCUCGUUCGUCGGUGGGCCAGGAAAGAGACCCGCAAAGCGACCAGGAAAAAAGGGUCCAAAUAGAAAGCGUCCAAACAAAAAACGACCAGGGAAAAAGCGACCAGCAAAUGGAAAGAUUCAUGGAAAGAUACCCAACAAAAAGCAGCCGACAAAGAAAGCUCCUUCGACAUUCAAAAAACCGAUUAAAGGGGUCAGGCCAACUUCUGGAAUAAAGAGAAUCGAUAAGCCAUUUACUCAGUAUUGCGGAAAUCUCAGAAAUUCAAAAGAACAUGGUUAUUGGCUCAAGAAGCACAACUUUCACGUCAACUGCCACUCGCCCAAAGGAAGAUUGCAGAUUUGCUUUAUCAAAUGCGAACCCGGACCGUACGUCGCUGAGGUCAAAUGUUUCAAACACAAAACCGGCCCUGCAAAAUGGUCUUCUCUCAAGAAAGAACCUUCCUGCUGA
Messenger RNA from Oikopleura dioica, 1818 nucleotides. Lineage: Eukaryota; Metazoa; Chordata; Appendicularia; Copelata; Oikopleuridae. The record is from the annotation of a GenBank genome assembly.